AUGGUGUUACCUCAAGAGGAUUUUACUACUUUUGAUCAUGAAGGGUUUGUGAACUCACCUCAAGGUGGAGCUAUGUUCAAAACUGUGACAGAGAGUGCAGGUCCAUCUCAAGGUGGAGUACGCUCACAAUCGGUUGACUUGGAUGAUGAUGAGAUAGGAGGUGAGUCUCCUGGACUUAAGGCUGUUAUUGGGAAUCAGAAUGCUUCUAAAACUCAAGUUGAUCAAGAUAAACCAAAGAGGAUUAUCAAGAAACCAGUUAGAAGGGGCUGUAGCGUUUGCUCUUGCUGCAGCAGGAGUGAUUGA
This is a messenger RNA of Arabis nemorensis, 303 nucleotides long. NCBI's taxonomy places the organism in Eukaryota, Viridiplantae, Streptophyta, Magnoliopsida, Brassicales, Brassicaceae. The record is from the annotation of a GenBank genome assembly.